AAUAAGGUAAGUAAAGACGGAAUCAGAAAAACAGAGACUGACUGUAUGGAUUGUCGUAUUAUAUCUUUCCUGUCGUAUUUUUUAAAUUAAUCUGUUUUUUUCUUUUCAGUGAAAAAAAAUAUCAAAAUAAAAAGCACACGUAUAUUUGGCGUGUUUAAAUUUUGUGACUAUUCAGAAUUUUUAUUCUACGAAUUGAAAGUGUUUGUGUACAUGCACUUUGUAAUCGUUAAAAUGGCAAGAUAUACUUAUACGACCGUCAUCUUUGCAACAAUAGCCAUCACUUUUUUAUUUGGAUUACUCGUUGAAACCACAGCGACGAUAGCUCAACCAAAGGCACCUAAUUUUCAGUAUUUUGAACGGCCUAAAUAUCGCUAUCCAUAUUAUGAUGAAAAUGGCAGAGGAAAAUUACUCUAUGGCUAUGGAGGACCAGAAUUAUAUCAAUACAAAACUUAUAGUGGCCUCGAAGGUAUCCAUUAAAAUUAAAACAACAAGGAGCAUUAAAUUAUAAAUUAUAUAUGAACAAAUUAAAAAUUAGUGAUCGUUUGUGAAAUAAUGUGACAUAAUACAUAGACGAUUUUGUUUCCGAUUACAAGAAAAUAAUUAUAUUUUAUAUUAUAAUAAUUGUUAAGUAAUAAUAACAUAUUAUACAUAUUUUCAAUUUUUUAUUAUAAUUAUAUUUUUUCUUGUCAUCAGAAACAUAUCGAGUUACGUUAUGGAAUUAAAGAACAUUACAAGAUUGUU
Apis florea (little honeybee) is the source of this 741-nucleotide messenger RNA. RefSeq lists its product as uncharacterized. The record is from RefSeq and is a predicted model, not a curated record. Lineage: Eukaryota; Metazoa; Arthropoda; Insecta; Hymenoptera; Apidae.